CUGUGACAGCGAUGAGGCGGAGGGAGGCUUCUGGGAGCUUGUUUCCUCCGCCAGCAGGCUCAGGAAGACACCGCAGGCCAGUGAAAUCAGAGUGGAGAGAGCCUGCCGUCACGGCCCACGUUUUCAAAGCGAGCAGCGCGGGGGGUCCCAGCCUGGGACGGGUAUUCAGCACUUCCGGAAACUGAUACUCUGUGGGAUAUUGCUAAAGCUGAAGUGGAGAAAAAAGAAAAUCUUGAAGGCAAUGGAGAUGGAGUGGAAGUUUGGGAAAAAUCACUACUCUUUAUGGGAAACAAAAAUGGGGGAAAGACUACUAUUAUACUGAGGUGUCUUGACAGGGAUGAAAUUCCAAAACCAACAUUAGCCUUGGAAUAUACUUUUGGAAGAAGAGCAAAAGGUCAUAACAGACCAAAAGACAUUGCACAUUUUUGGGAACUAGGUGGUGGAACCUCAUUAUUGGACUUGAUUCAUAUACCAAUAACUAAUGACAACGUAAGGACUUUUGCUAUAAUUCUUGUUUUGGACCUUUCCAAACCUAAUGAACUGUGGCCAACCAUGGAAAGUCUCCUACAGGUCACCAGGAACCACGUGGAUAAAAUUAUAACUAAACUGGGAAAAACAAAUCCUAAAGUAGCUACUGAAAUUAAACAGAGGAUGUGGAACAAUAUGCCGAAGGAUCACCCAGAUCAUGAAUUAAUUGACCCUUUUCCAAUCCCUCUGGUGAUAAUUGGAAGCAAAUAUGAUAUUUUUCAUGAGUUUGACUCUGAGAUGAGGAAAAUAAUGUGCAAGACACUUAGAUUUGUUUCCCAUUAUUACGGAGCAUCACUGGUGUUUACCAGCAAAUCUGAGGCUCUCCUGCUGAAAGCCCGUGUUCUUAUUAAUCAUUUGGCAUUUGGCUUUGACAGAAGCAAAUCCAUAUCAGUGGAUCAGAAUAAACCAUUGUUUAUCCCAGCAGGAUUGGAUUCUCUAAAUCAAAUAGGACCACCACCUGCCUCUAACAGUGAUAUUGGAAAACUGCAUGCACAUACACCUGUGGAUUUGUGGAAAAAAAUAUAUGAGAAAACAUUUCCACCUAAGAGUACUAGGGACUUAAAAGAUGUCAAUGACCCUGCCCAGGAUCCACAAUAUGCUGAGUAUGAAGUUGAUGCAAUGCGAACUCAGAAGAAUCAGAGCCAUUGGUGGAAUCUUCUCACAACUCAGCAAAGAUUUAGUAGCAGAUUCUGCACAGAGGUAUUUCAUUUUUUUUACAAAAUAUUCUUUACAUUGAUUAAGUUUACUGUUAAUUGUAGUUAUAAUUAGGUAAAGCUAAAUAUCUGUUGGCAAAAAUAUCGGAACAUAGUACUUUUAAAAUUUGUUCACUUACUUGCUAGUUUGCAAAACUGACUUACAUUUCCAAUGGGUCUCUUAGUCACUAGUUCAAAUUAUCAAGGUUCUGUUGCAUUAGUUUGGUUGUUAUAAUAUUCCAUGGGUUUUUAAUUCUUCACAAUAGAAGAGGCAUGCAUUACUUAACAACACUUGAAGCUCUAAGACUUUUUCUUCACUGUAAAAAUGUUGUGGUUUUUUACAUCACGAUAGGUAACUUGAAAGAGCCAUUUCUGUAAAAUCCUAGCACAGAAAAGCACUAUAAUUUUUACCUCAGUAUAGUUAUUCAAGGUCACCCCAGGUGUGUGGUAUAGGAUUGAUCUCUUUGAAGGUCAUGGGGUGCCCUGAAUUUUCUGUUGCUAUAAUUCCUGAAUACGUAGUGAGUGUUUAAAUACUAGUGUUGUGCCAUCAUAAUGGAGACUUGUGUAUGUGUGUUAGCUGUACUUAGAAAUUAGCGAUUUGAGCAUAAAAUGCCAAUAGCUUUUAGGUUUAUAUUGUAAUGUUUGCUUGUAUUCAAGAGAUUUCCAAAUGUGCAUCUUGAUAACUCUCAUUAAUUUAUUUGGAAAGGUGCUUAGCUUAUCAUGAAAUUGCUUAUUACAAGGGCCUUAAUACUUAACACUUGACUCUGGGAUUCUUUCAUCAUGUGUUUUUAAUUUUUUGCAAGCUGUAUUUUGAGAUAUCUGUAUAAAUAAUAUUUUACAGUUAACAUCACUUUACUAUUCGCCUUGGCCUGGUGACUAAAUCAAUAGACUGGAACCCAGGGAAGCCCAGUUCCUUAAAGAUACUUAGGUGCAGCUCCUCUUAACACUGACCCUUAGCCCAUAUGCAGCCUGCUGCCCAGUAGAAUUUUCAGCCAAGGUAGCAGCUGAGCAGUAGGUUUGAAAAUGUCAGUGGCACCUAAAUUAUAGACUUCGGUGCCUAAAGAGAGAUGGCGGCACCUAAAUACCUUUUAAGGAUCAGGGCCAAAGUACCUAAAUGAUAAAUAGAUCUGAACCAUUGAUUCUUAGAAGAAUAUGAUUUAAAAAAAAAACUGCAGUGGUUAACUGAAGCAAAUGGAGAUUGUGUGACUUAAUCAAUAUCAGACACACAGAACACCUCCCUGAAAAUCAGACACUAUCUUCAAAAACUUUUGAAGUUUUUGAAGCAAAUGGCAGCACCCCUUCUUACAAAACACUAUAAAAUACUACUACAAACCUAUUUUCCUGAAGAUAUUGGAAAAUGCCUCAAACCUUCAGGAAAACAAAGGGUUUGAAGAAUCUGCAUCAGACAGCAUGCUGGCUCCCUUGAUAAUGAAAGAUGCUGGCUUUGGUUAAGUAUGGAGAGAGAAUUUUUGGUUGUGUGACUUUAUCAGGUGUACAGAUUAGUUAGGUUGUACUGAAAUAAUAUUUGAUUUAACCACUAAAGAUAGCUUUAAAAAUCUAUAUUAAAAGAAGAUUCAAGACUCUGAGGUUGUACAUUUUCCUCAAAAGGGGCAUGUAUUUACUUCAUAUUUUAUUUCCAUAUUCCCUUUUUAGAAGAAAUCGUCUCCAUUCCUAUAUCAUUUUAGCUUAUGUCUCCUAUUAUUCUCCACGAGCCUCAUGACCAUCAUUUCUAUUAAACACAAACAAGUGUGGCUUUCAUGUCAAUUUGCCUGAAUAACUCCUGUGAAACAUCAAUUGUUUUAUCUAGUCCAUACCAUUAAAAUCAGGAUAGUAAUCAUAUGACACUCAUACUAAUCACUGGUUUGUGUUCACCUUUUUUUCUCUGAUUUCCCACCCAUCCUCACAAGCUACUGGAACUCCCCAAUCCCCAGUCACAUUUACAAGAGUUACUAAACUGUGGUUCCUGCAGACUGGCUCUUGAAUUUGCAAAGGUUUCUAGCACUGUUGUUCUAUCCCUUUAUUUGGUUUUAGAAAGGAUGCCUGAAAUCCAGCGCACUCUCUGUCUCUCUCUGCCUUAUUUUGUUUUUUUUCUUAAAACAUGUUAAACUAGUGAGUCCUGAUUAUUAACAGUCCUGCUAGACUUAAAAUAAGUUCCCUUAUUCACUUAAAUAGAAGGGCUGUCUCUUCAGCUCUUGCAAAUCAGCAUCUUUUUCUUAAAGUUUAUGGAGUUAUGCCAGUUUAAAUCAGCUGAGAAUCUUACUUGAUGGCUGCCUUUAAUAGACUGCCAUACCACUGCCUUUGCGUGAAUUCUUAAGCUAUGAGGAGAGCUUGCACAAAAAUCUGUUUUGACUUGCAGCCCUUUCAACCCCAUUGAUUGCAGUAAGAUUGCAUGGGAGGUAAGGCUCAGUAGAUUUUUGGUUCCUGGUGGCUUGGGCAUUUAGUUUCAGAAGAGAUCCUAGUCAAGAAAGGGGAGCCAUUACACUGACUUUCCUGCUUCAGAUUCCAAGCAGCUAGCCUCACAUUAGAAUUGUAACAUAAAACACAGAUACAGUGUGUAUUUCCUUGAAAACAUAGCAGGAAGGUCUUUUUGCUAUCUAAAAACUAUUACUACAGUGUUUGGUGAGUUAUAUCUGUGCUAUAUCAAAAUUUCAUGUAAACUAAUUGAACGCAAUUGGGAAUUUCCAGCAUAAUGAAUUUUUUCUGUGUGGUGUAGCUAAACAUGCCACUCUAAUGCAGUAGCAGGUGGAUAACUGAUCUUUGAAUUUGCAAAAGUAGAUAACCAUAGACCUAAAAUUAUAUGUCUGUAAUUAGAAUAAUACAAACCUUUAGCUAACUUGGAGUCGUGUAUGUAAAGAAGACAUAGUGACUUUUAAAUAACUCGGCUCAUAAAUCUUUAAGCACUAUGAUGCCAUAUGGUACGCAUCACUGCAUGAAACUAAAAGAUAAAACUGCUGUUUGCUAAUGUUUCUAAAGCUUUUUAUAUGCAUCAAAAUUCAUAGUAACAUUUUUGGAUGGAAUAAGGUCAUGUAGGUCCAUCUGUCUACCCGGCUAUUGUUCUUUAUGCUGUAGUGGUGAUUGCCUCUAAGUGCCUGCCUUUUUAAUAUCUUCACAGUAACAACUUUUACUGCUGCUCUUAAUAAUCUGUUCCUCAAAGCUUUUUUCCUAAAGAUUUCCCAGUACUGACUGGGAUUUACUUCUUCCUGAAAUGCUACCUCUUUAGUUUUUGCUUAUUUUUACAUUCAGGUGUAUACAUCUCAUUCCCAUAAAGGGAUUAUUCAGAAUAGCUGAUUAAAAAAUAAAUUAAUGUAGAGGGAAGAAUCUUCCUGCAUACAUGUCAAAUAAAUCCUUUGUGAUCUUUUAAGAAAUGUUUCAGGCUACUACUUUCUGGUCAAAAUAGAGUAUACUAAUGAAGAGGGAAAUCUAGCUACAUCUCCCUGGCCACAGAGUUAUCGCUAGCAGAACAACUCGUACAAGAGGGCCAAGGGCUUGAUUUGGAGGGAAUGCACACGCCCCUGUGAAGCUUCAGCUUUGUAAAGGAUCCUGAUGAAUUAGCAUGGGUAAAGGAGUGGAUUCAUUGUUUUGUGACUCAGCUGGUCUUCCACACACAUAUGCAACCUCCCCCCGCCCCCACCACAUGAAGUGUUUUGGGGCUGUGGAGGGAUUACUUCAGUCAUGUGUAAAAGUAAUCUCUGUGAAAUGGCUUCCUUCCCGCAUAGGAUUCUCAUGGACAGUACCCUGUAUACAGUUCACUGCUUGGAAUGGACAAAGUCCUGAAUUUGGCACACCGUGCAUAAGAAACUAUUUUUGCCAUUGUAAUCUAGGGCUCUAUGAUACAAACAAAGCAAUAAAAUUAAAGUAUAUUCAAUAGAUAGUGGCAAAUUUCCAUGUCUCCACAGUGCUUCCAACUUGGGGCUUGGCCUGCCCUGGCCUGGCAAGUGAAUAGCUAGGAGAGGAAAUCACAUCUCGCUCUCUCUCCUGAAGCAACUUAGUCAGCCUCUAAAGCUAAACAUUUUUAAUUUUAGUAAGAUUCAAAAUUUCUUCUUGUACUUUUUCAAAAUGUGAUAAUGUAUGAUUUAGAAACAUAGCUAGAAACCUUAAACUGCAGGUAGAUUGGAAAGUUACAGAUGGAUGCAUUUUAUUAUUAUUUUACUGGGGAUGUUCUAUGCUAAGUGUUUUGAAAUGUGUUUGUG
Trachemys scripta elegans is the source of this 5410-nucleotide messenger RNA. It is a transcript of the gene DYNC2LI1, whose product is annotated as dynein cytoplasmic 2 light intermediate chain 1. The record is from RefSeq and is a predicted model, not a curated record. Gene Ontology annotation, cellular component: axoneme; ciliary basal body; cytoplasmic dynein complex. Gene Ontology annotation, biological process: intraciliary retrograde transport; intraciliary transport involved in cilium assembly. Bases 283 to 1296 code for a protein of 337 amino acids. Gene Ontology annotation, molecular function: dynein heavy chain binding. NCBI's taxonomy places the organism in Eukaryota, Metazoa, Chordata, Testudines, Emydidae. The transcript is spliced from 13 exons.